Molecule: messenger RNA, 2307 nt
Organism: Penicillium olsonii
Lineage: Eukaryota; Fungi; Ascomycota; Eurotiomycetes; Eurotiales; Aspergillaceae
Source: the annotation of a GenBank genome assembly
AUGCAGCUGAGAAUCCCCAUCGUGGUCAUUCUCUCCACUCUUAAUGUCUUAGCCUGUCAAGCCGCAUGGGUCAGCAAGUUCCCGUGUUCAUCCGUCGAUUACGAUCCACUGGAGGGCCCAUUUCGAAUCGACAGCAUCCGCGGCACUUUGGAAACAUCGAAUGGAUCGACAGUAUUGUCAUUGUCCAUACUGGCAAUCCACGACAUAGCACGGUUCGAUUGCAACGAUCUCGAUCUGCCACGGCUGGAGGAUUCCAUACGUUUUCAUGCGCUGGGCGUUCCAUUCGGUGCGGUAACGAGUCUCAGCAGCAAUUGCCCACUGCAGAUUGCCAACACCCUGAGGCCUCCCGAUGGUUUUCUCUUCUCGAGAUUUGAGCUCUCGUAUUCCUUUAACCAUCCUCAUCGGCUUCAAACUGCCGUUGCAGAUCUAAGCUUUCGUACUCAUGAUGGCCAUGAACUUGAUUGCGUGGUGCCCAGGAUCACCCCGGACAUCGGCACACCAGCUUCGGUGGUAUUUACGUAUUUCCCGGCUGCUGUCAUGGUCCUGGUUGGCAUCGCAUCAUGGACGAAAAACCGGAAUGAUGAAUCGGCAUGGUCGACGCUGUUUGGGAGUCGAGUGGCCCAGUCUGUUCUUAGCUCGGCGUGGAAAGUCAUUCUCGAGCUAGCUGACUACCUUCGGUAUCUGCAGUUCAUGUUACUGGCUGGCUCACUCACACUGGAUUAUCCUGGGUUCUAUCAGCCGGUCAUCAGCCAAACGGCCUGGUCAUCUCUUCUUUACUGGACAGGCCCUGUCGACCAUGGCUUUACUUACACGGGGGUCGAGGACGGGCUGUACGUCAGUAACAGAUCAUACGGGCUUGACUAUAUGUCGCAAAUGAUUGGCUUUCCCACGAUGCCGGAUAUCAUGAUUGAUGCGUUUAUCAACCUGGUCAUCCUCGUCUUCGCGGUCUUUGUCUUAUCCUUUACGCUCUAUCUGGCAAUGUCGCAGUUCGGUCGGAGCUUUCACCUGAGCCUUGUCACCUGGGACGCAGGGUUCAUUUUCUUUGGCAUGAUAUUGUCGUUCUUCAGCCUGCCUCUGCUGGCUUUCAUGUCCUAUGAGUUGAUUCUCAUUGGGUAUCUGCCCAAUUACCGUAUCUUUUUAGUUGCGGUGUCCAUGGCAAUCAUUGUCUAUGCGAAUUUCCUCAUCACCCGCCACGUGAACAUUCGGAGGGAGCCUACCGAUAUUUCAUCCCCGGAUGCCGCUUUACCAAGCAGCAGGUCGGCCAGGUAUCUACAGAUUGCCCACAAGUAUUUGGGGCAAUAUUUGCCGGCCUCGAUUCCACUAUUGCAGGGUAUCAUCAUUGGUGGGGUACAGGACUGGGGGCUAUCUCAGGCUCUUUUGUUGAUGGGAAUCGAGAUUAUCCUUCUUCUUCAUUUGACGAUCUCGCUUCGUGUGAGGAUUUUUGUAUCGAUUCCUGCUUGGUGCAGUAUUGCUCGACUUUUCAUUGUUUGCCUGACUCUCACCUUUGCAAUCUCGAAAAACGAGGUGGCAAAGGAAUGGGUGGGAUAUGUAUUGCUAUGUUUCCAUGGCAUUGUGAUCAUCUUUGGCUUUCUCUGCGUUGCGGUUUGGCGCCUCACCCAAGCCAUCUCAAAGAGAGCUCGGCCCAGUAGCCGAGUACAGUCUUCUGGAAGAAGCGAUUCCAAUUCCUUCACGCUUUCAUACCAAGGCCAACACCCACCCAGUAUCCGAAGCGAAGGCUCAGGAUUUCCAUUAAACCGGAUUAAGCGAAACCGGCAUAAACCCGGCUUUUCAACAUCAGAAGAGCCAGAGAAUCCUGAGAUCCUUGGGAAAUCGUCUUCAUCCUCGAAUGGCCCCGGAAGCUCAGCGGACCAGUUCCCUACACCACACCACCCAAAACACUACGUCACGGACUUCUCUGCCUUCUAUAGACAGCCACGACAAUCAAGUCUUCCUCCUUCCCACAAAGAGACACCAAGCUCAUCAGGUGCCUCCAAGAUAUCCUACGACGGGGUCGGUGAAAAUUCAUGCAGUGAUACAAGUUCAUCAGAGCCUCGAGAUUCAUUCGACGAACUUAUGGAAGUUCCAAUCAGACCUGAAGUUGACUAUUCUGUGAGAGAGUCAGAUGCUUACUAUAGGGUAUCGGCCAAUGGGCUGGUCUCGCCUACCCCUAAUCCAGCCGAAUCGGCAGAAGAAACUCAAAAGGAUCGGGGUAGCAUGCGUGGAUGGGCAGCAAGGACUGCAGAGAUGUGGAAUCCUCCGAAGAAGGAAAAGGGAUUCCAAGUGAUGAGACCACCACGGCCAGAUUGA